Messenger RNA from Coregonus clupeaformis (lake whitefish), 2854 nucleotides. Its product is annotated as hydroperoxide isomerase ALOXE3. The record is from RefSeq and is a predicted model, not a curated record. NCBI's taxonomy places the organism in Eukaryota, Metazoa, Chordata, Actinopteri, Salmoniformes, Salmonidae. Bases 65 to 2071 code for a protein of 668 amino acids. Gene Ontology annotation, molecular function: protein binding; oxidoreductase activity, acting on single donors with incorporation of molecular oxygen, incorporation of two atoms of oxygen; iron ion binding. The transcript is spliced from 15 exons. Gene Ontology annotation, biological process: linoleic acid metabolic process; lipid oxidation.
GUGCUGAGUACAGUGGAACUCCGAUUUCUCAUUGCUGAAUUUCUACAUCUAAUCGGGAAUUAUCAUGGUGAAGUACACAGUGCAAGUGUGGACUGGAGAAAUGCUGCUUGCCGGCACACUGAACAGUGUCUACGUUCAACUGGUCGGCACAAAGGGAGAAAGUAAACGCACAUACAUCCCUAAAACCGCCUGUCAAGGAUCGGUGAUUGAGCAUGAUGUGUCCUGUCCCUCCUCCCUGGGCCAUCUGGAGUUUGUGGUGCUGGAAACAGAGCCGUACGCUCUGCUCGCCUACAUCAACGAUGACUGGUUCUGUUCUAAAGUUGUGGUGACCACACCAGAGGGCAACACGGUCAACUUCCCCUGUAACCACUGGAUCUCAGGCUAUGAGCGUCUGGUGUUCAGAGAGGCAACUGGUAAGCUGAUAUUCAAUGAGACCUGCCCAGCGGCCAUAGAGGAGAGAAAGAAGGAGUUGCAGAGUCGCCGUGAUGUGUACCGGUGGAGUAUAUAUGCCGAGGGUCUGCCCCAGAUAAUGAAAGUUGACAGCGCUUCUGAUCUCCCUGCUGAGGUCCGCUUCUCUUUCACCAAGGACUUGGAGUUCAAGUUCACAGCAGUCAAAGCAUUGAUAGACCUGAACCUAGCAGGACUGUCCACCAACAAGGAGCAAUGGAAGAGUAUGGAUGAACUCAGUCACGUCUUUAAUAGCCGCAAGACUGAUGUCUAUGACUAUGUCGAAAAGAACUGGAAGAAGGACGUGUUUUUCGGGUACCAGCUUCUGAACGGCCUCAACCCCAUGAUGAUCCAUCGCUGCUCCAAGCUUCCAGAGAACUUCCCCGUCACAGAAGAUAUGGUGAAGGAUUCCCUUUUCGGAAAUAGCCUUGAGAAGGAAAUUCAGAAAGGCAACAUCUUCCUGGUUGACUACAAGCGCCUGCAUGGAGUGACUGCAAACGUGAUCAAUGGGAAACAGCACUUCUUGGCUGCGCCGCUCUGCUUGCUUUACAUGACCCCAGAAGAGAAGCUCAUGCCCAUCGCAAUCCAGCUGAAGCAGAAGCCUGGAGAAGACAACCCCAUCUUCCUUCCUACUGACUCUGAGUACGACUGGCUCCUGGCCAAGAUCUUUGUGAGGAACGCCGACUUCGCCGAACACGAGCUGAACUUUCACCUGCUGAGGACCCACCUGCUGGCUGAGGUGUUUGCCGUGUCGACACUGCGCAACCUGCCAAUGGUGCAUCCACUCUACAAGCUCCUGAUCUCUCACUUCCGCUACACUCUGCAGAUCAACACUCUGGCUAGAGAGAACCUCAUUUCAAAGAAAGGAGUGGUCACAGAGAAUGCCAGUGUUGGAGGUGCAGGGAUGAUGGAGUUCCUGAAGAAAGCGAUGGCCUCUUUGACCUACAGCUCCCUCUGUAUGCCGGAGGACAUCACUGCACGCGGUCUGGAGUCAAUCCCAAACUUCUUCUACAGGGAGGAUGGACUCCGGCUGUGGGACAUCGUCCACAGGUUUGUUCAGAGAGUGAUUGGUCACUACUACACCUGUGACGCAGACGUCCAGAAGGACUGUGAACUGCAGAACUGGAUCAAGGAUAUCUUCUUCCAUGGGUUCCUGGCCGAAACCAGCACAGGAAUCCCUCAGUCUUUCAGUUCGGUGACAGAGCUGGUCAAGUUUAACACCAUGGUGAUCUUCACAGUGUCUGUCCAACAUGCUGCAGUCAACAAUGGACAGUUUGAUUUUGGCGGCUGGAUGCCCAACUUCCCCAUCUCCCUGCAACAACCACCUCCCAGCACUAAAGGGCAGUCUACUGAGAGCACCAUGCUGAAGACCUUCCCUGACAUCAAUACCACCGUCCAUGGUAUGGCCACGGUGUACCUUCUGAGCAAGCAGUCCACUGACUUUGUCACUUUUGGAAAGGGCUAUCAGGAUCUCUUCAGCGAGAAGACCCCUCUGAAACUGAUUCACGAAACUCAAGAUGUGCUGAAGAAAUUCAACUUUGAAAUCCAAGGCAGGAAUGUCUCUUUGCCCUUGCCAUACACCCACCUGAAUCCCAACAAUGUGGAGAACAGUGUGGCCCUGUAAUGAGUCAGGGUCAUCUUUAUUAGGCACCAAAUGAAAGAACUCACUGAUACAGGGAGACUACCUUGUUUUCAGUUGAAACAUGUUUUAAAACAUUUAUCUUAUAGUGUGCCCUAAUCAUUACGACCUAGGAAGUUUACUCUAUUGCGGUUCAGUCCAUUUUUUUCUUUUUAAUAGCACCAUAGCCACAUAACCAGAACUGGCCUUGAAGCCAAGAUGAGAAGUUCACGUUUUUCUACUUCUGUUUUGUAUGCCACUAUCUGAUCCCUUUUAUUUAAGUCUUUAGUUUGGUUCUUCACCCUUGUAUAACUGAAUGUUUGUGCCUUAGGUCCCUUCCUGUUAAUGGCAGACCUAACCUUUCAUGCAAAACAGGAAGCUACUGUAGCUGCUUCCCCUGGCCUCAGUAUGUGGCCUUUCAUUUUCCAGCUAAACCAGCAGGAGGUCUGGUAUAUGGCUCCCCUAGAGACAGGUGACCUUAAGGAUAACUUCUUUCAGCUGCCUGCCUCCCUCUAAAAGGGGAGUGUUGAGAAUACAUUUCCAAAUGGCCAACACCUACAGACGUCACUUCCCAUAGUGCCUUGCUGCUGAGAGCAAGCUGCAAGUGAUGUUCCUGAUUUAUUAGUAGUGUAGCUUUAAAUUGAACCCACUCAAUAAAGGUGUGGGAGACUACUGUCCAUACAGCCAAGAUAGAGAUUAUAAUUUUGUACCUCUGCUUUGUAACUCUUUAUUUGCUGGCUGAUUUAAGAGCUUUUUGAGUUCAUGCAAUAAAGUCUUAGUUCAUCUUCA